AUGCCUUUAAUUAGGUGGUUAAGUUGCACUGUGAAUAUCAUUGGAGCUGUCUUCGUACUCAUCACAACGACAGUGGUGUUAACAUUAGGAAAAAAAGAAGAUGGAUUUUCUGGAUUAGUUAUUGUGUUCUCUAUGCAGAUAGCCGAGUACCUUGUUUUGCUAGUUUAUAUGAGUUCGGUGCUCAAUGUCGACAUGCUGGCUUUUGAUAGAUUAAAGGCAUUUUCAGAAAUUAAGCAGGAGUCCGAAUGGGAGGAUCCAAUAAAUGCUCCCCCAAAUUCAUGGCCAGAUUCAGGUCUAGUACAUAUUCAGAAUCUCAGUACAGCAUAUGGAGAAGGACUGUACCCUGUUCUUCACAACAUAAGCAUCGACAUCAAGCCUGGUGAAAAAGUCGCAAUAAUUGGUAAAGAAGAUUCUGGAAUGCACACUUUAUUAUACUCCCUUUUUCGAUUUAUCGAGCCUUCAGGUGGUGAAAUCAUAAUAGAUAUAUUUGACAUCAGUAAAAUAGGUCUACGAGAUUUGAGAUCUAGAUUGGCCAUCAUACCACAAGAUACUCUAAUUUUCAAUGGUUCAGUGAGACAGAACUUGGAUCCUUAUCAAGAAUUCAAAGAUGAAGAGAUAUGGUCCGCUUUAGAGAUUGCUGAUUUGAAGGCACAUAUUUCAAGUCUUGAUAGUUCAGUUGAAAGGAAGAUGAGCAAUGAAAAGAAAAAUUUACUUUCGAUUGCAAGAUUG
Stegodyphus dumicola is the source of this 729-nucleotide messenger RNA. RefSeq names its product multidrug resistance-associated protein 1-like. Gene Ontology annotation, cellular component: membrane. The record is from RefSeq and is a predicted model, not a curated record. Gene Ontology annotation, biological process: transmembrane transport. NCBI's taxonomy places the organism in Eukaryota, Metazoa, Arthropoda, Arachnida, Araneae, Eresidae. Gene Ontology annotation, molecular function: ATP hydrolysis activity; ATP binding; ABC-type transporter activity.